This is a messenger RNA of Lacerta agilis (Sand lizard), 405 nucleotides long. RefSeq names its product general transcription factor IIH subunit 5 (gene GTF2H5). Gene Ontology annotation, biological process: nucleotide-excision repair; transcription by RNA polymerase II; transcription initiation at RNA polymerase II promoter. The transcript has 3 exons. Lineage: Eukaryota; Metazoa; Chordata; Lepidosauria; Squamata; Lacertidae. The record is from RefSeq and is a predicted model, not a curated record. Gene Ontology annotation, cellular component: transcription factor TFIIH holo complex; transcription factor TFIIH core complex. Bases 131 to 346 code for a protein of 71 amino acids.
CGGGAGCUAGGCGGCUUAAACUGCGGCCGCCUCUUCCGGUUUGCUGGAGAGGCGAGACCUUGGUUUAUUUUUCCGCCUCCGAGGGGAUGCUGUCGGUUGUGUGAAACGAGUCUGAAAAUCUUUUGUGAAGAUGGUGAAUGUUUUGAAAGGAAUACUUAUAGAAUGUGACCCAGCCAUGAAGCAGUUUCUGCUGUACUUGGAUGAAUCAAAUGCCCUGGGGAAGAAGUUCAUCAUACAAGACUUGGAUGAAACACAUGUCUUUGUGUUAGCUGAAAUGGUUUACUUCCUGCAGGAGAAAGUGGGAGAGUUAAUGGACCAAAACUCUUUUCCCAUUACACAAAAAUAGAAAAUGGGACUGGAAUUGUCUGUGUCAAACUACAAUCAAUAAAUGUGGAACUGAAACUU